Messenger RNA from Macrosteles quadrilineatus (aster leafhopper), 729 nucleotides. RefSeq lists its product as uncharacterized. The record is from RefSeq and is a predicted model, not a curated record. NCBI's taxonomy places the organism in Eukaryota, Metazoa, Arthropoda, Insecta, Hemiptera, Cicadellidae. The transcript has a single exon. Bases 1 to 729 code for a protein of 242 amino acids.
AUGGACCUAAAUGAGAAUAAGUGUGUGGUCAUGCAGUUCACACGCUCUUCACAGAUGAACUGUUUCAAUUACCAUAUUGGUCUUCAAGGUCUGCAGUCUGUCAAAGAGGUCCGCGACUUGGGUGUUUUCUUCACAUACAACCUUCACCCUGGCGCUCACAUAUCUCGCAUCUGCUCCAAGGCCUACUCCGUUCUCGGUUUCAUCUUCAGAGCCACCAGAGGACCAUUUUCUCUUACCACCAUUAAAUCUCUCUAUAUGACUCUCGUCCGCUCAAUUCUGGAAUUCAACUCAACUGUGUGGUCCCCUUACCAACUGGGAUUGGUUAAUGAACUAGAAAAAGUCCAAAACCGAUUUCUUAGAUUGAUCGGAGUCAAGAUGGGUUUUCGCUACACUGAAGUUGACAUCAACGAGAUUUGUCAGCUUCUUAACCUCCCGCCGUUGCUUCUUCGAAGAGAGUUGAUGGACGCAGUAUUCCUAUUCAAGCUAGUAAAUGGCUCUUUGGACUGUCCUGAGCUGCUGGGAAAGAUUGACUUCAAUGUCCCUCGUCAUUCCAGACAUCAACAAUUGUUUAAAAGAGAUCACUACUCCACCUCUUACAUUCAGCACAGUCCGGUACCUCGCUUGAUGCGCACAGGGAACAGCAUCUGCGGAGACGUCAACUUCUUUGGCCGCAGUGUCUCCUCCUUCAAGUCCGAAACGAGUGCCGUACUCAGAAGAAUGCACAUGUAG